Carya illinoinensis is the source of this 4859-nucleotide messenger RNA. Its product is annotated as abscisic-aldehyde oxidase-like. Gene Ontology annotation, molecular function: oxidoreductase activity; FAD binding; 2 iron, 2 sulfur cluster binding. The record is from RefSeq and is a predicted model, not a curated record. The transcript is spliced from 11 exons. Lineage: Eukaryota; Viridiplantae; Streptophyta; Magnoliopsida; Fagales; Juglandaceae. Bases 96 to 4316 code for a protein of 1406 amino acids.
UGAGUACGUUGUCGUUGGUAACGACACUCGUCCCAUUGCUCGAACCUCCCCAGUCAAUGAGCUCAGCAGUUCUGAUCAACUCUCGUCCCCCAUAGAUGGCGGUGGAUAGAGAAACCGGAAAAAGUCUGUUUUUUGUUGUCAACGGAGAGAGGAUUGAGCUCUCCAGUGUUGACCCUUCGACUACUUUGCUCGAGUUCUUGCGUUCCCAGACUCGCUUCAAGAGUGUAAAGCUCGGUUGUGGUGAAGGUGGUUGUGGUGCUUGUGUUGUUCUAUUGUCAAAGUAUGACCCUGUGCUUGAUCAGGUUGAGGAUUUUACAGCAAGUUCAUGUCUCACUCUACUUUGUAGUGUACAUGGAUGUGCAAUUACAACAACUGAAGGCCUUGGAAAUAGCAAAGAUGGUUUGCAUGCAAUUCAUCAGAGGCUUGCUGGUUUCCAUGCUUCUCAAUGUGGGUUUUGUACUCCUGGAAUGUGUGUUUCACUCUCUGCAGCGCUGGUCAAUGCUGAAAAAACCAAUCGACCUGAUCCCUCUCCUGGGUUCUCCAAACUGACGGUUUCUGAAGCCGAAAAGGCUAUUGCAGGAAACCUCUGCCGCUGUACUGGGUAUAGAUCAAUAGCUGAUGCCUGCAAGAGCUUUGCAGCCGAUGUUGAUAUGGAGGAUUUGGGGUUGAACUCUUUUUGGAGAAAUGGAGAGAGUAAGGAAGUAAAGAUUAAGAGGUUACCUUUCUAUGACCGUAACAGAGAGAUCUGUGCAUUUCCAGAGUUUUUGAAGAAGGAAAUCAGGUCUUCCAUGGUUUUGGAUUCUAAAAGAUUUUUUUGGCACAAUCCUGUAAGUCUCAUAGAACUUCAAAGCUUAUUGGACUCCCUUGAGACCAAGGAUGGAAGCUUGGUUAAAUUAGUAGCUGGCAACACGGGAAUGGGUUAUUACAAGGAAAUUGAAUGCAAUGACAGAUACAUUGAUCUAAGGUAUAUUCCUGAGAUCUCAUCAAUUAAAACAGAUUUGACUGGGAUUGAGAUUGGAGCAACUGUGACAAUCUCUAAAACUAUUGAAGCUUUGAAGAAAGAAAACAAAGCUGAAUUUCACUCAAAUGGUGAGAUGAUGUUCAAAAAAAUUGCUGGCCAUAUGGAGAAAAUUGCUUCAGGGUUCAUCCGGAAUACAGCUAGUAUAGGGGGAAAUUUGGUGAUGGCACAGAGGAAACAUUUUCCUUCUGAUAUUGCUACAAUACUUCUUGCUGUGGAUUCAUUGGUGGAUAUAAUGAGUGGUACUAGACAUGAAAAGAUUAUGUUGGAGGAGUUUCUGGAAAGGUCUCCAAUGGAUUCCAAAACUGUGCUUCUAAAUGUUAGAAUCCCAACUUGGGAAUCGAUCAGAAAUAUUUCUUCUGAUACAAACUCUAUAUUGCUGUUUGAAACCUAUAGAGCUGCACCGCGGCCUCUUGGAAAUGCGCUUCCCUAUUUAAAUGCUGCUUUUAUGGCUGAAGUUUCUUCCUGUAGAACUUCUGGUGGGAUCAUUGUAUAUAACUGUCAGCUGGCUUUUGGUGCUUAUGGGACCAAGCAUGCAAUCCGAGCAAGAAAGGUGGAGGAAUUUUUAGCUGGAAAAACUUUAAGUGUAGCUGUUCUAUAUGAGGCUAUCAAAUUAGUUAGGGCCACCGUAAUACCAAAUGAUGGCACUUCUUCUCCUGUUUAUAGGUCAAGCUUGGCCGUUGGUUUUCUUUUUCAUUUUUUUAGCCCCUUAGUCGACAAUAAUGGUGAAACUUCUAAUGGUUUAUUGGAUGGGCAUAUGAAUGAUUUGUUGGUUGACGUUUCCAAAUUAGACCAGAAUACUCUCCAGCUUGAUCAUGAUAAAAUCCCGACUUUUCUAUCAUCUGCUAAGCAGGUGCUUGAAUUAAGUACAGAGUAUUAUCCAGUUGGUGAGCCAAUUACAAAAGCUGGAGCUGCCAUCCAAGCUUCUGGCGAGGCUGUCUAUGUGGGUGACAUUCCUUCACCCGCAAAUUGCCUUCAUGGGGCAUUCAUUUAUAGCACAAAGCCUUUGGCACGGGUAAGGGGUAUAAAAUUCCAGCCUAAACCGUAUCCGGAUGGAGUGGUCGCAGUUAUUACUUCUGAAGACAUCCCCAAAGGGGGAGAGAAUACUGGAUCAAAGACCAUAUUUGGUACUGAACCUUUAUUUGCUGAGGAGCUUACUGAGUGUGCUGGUCAGCGUCUUGCCUUGGUGGUUGCUGAUACACAGAAGCGUGCAGAUAUGGCCAUAAAAUUUUCAGUGGUUGAUUAUGACCUAGAAAAUCUAGAACGACCAAUUCUUUCCGUAGAAGAGGCUGUUAGGAGAUCCAGUCUUUUCGAGGUUCCUCCUUCUCUUUUCCCAAAACAGGUUGGUGAUCUAUCAAAAGGAAUGGCUGAAGCCGAUCAGAAGAUUCUUUCUGCCGAGAUUAAACUUGGAUCACAAUACUAUUUCUAUAUGGAGACACAAACUGCCCUUGCUGUGCCAGAUGAAGACAACUGCAUGGUGGUAUACAGUUCAAGUCAGGUCCCAGAGUGGACACAAGUGGUGAUUGCAAGGUGUCUUGGCAUUCCUGAACAUAAUGUUCGUGUAAUUACUAGAAGGGUUGGAGGAGGCUUUGGUGGAAAGGCCAUAAAAGCCAUGCCUGUUGCUGCUGCAUGUGCACUUGCAGCCCACAAAUUGCGCCGCCCUGUCAGGAUGUAUCUUGAUCGCAAGACUGAUAUGAUUAUGGCAGGAGGAAGGCAUCCAAUGAAAAUAACUUACAGUGUGGGAUUCAAGUCUAACGGGAAGAUUACAGCAUUACAACUUGAGAUAUUAAUUAAUGCUGGGUGCUUUGUGGAUAUUAGUCCAAUAAUACCCCAUAAUGUGCUGAGUGCACUUAAAAAAUAUGACUGGGGUGCUUUAUUUUUUGAUAUAAAGGUAUGCAAGACAAAUCAUUCAAGUAAAUCCGCAAUGCGGGCACCUGGGGAAGCACAGGGGUCAUUUAUUGCUGAAGCAGUAAUUGAGCAUGUAGCAGCUGCCCUUUCGAUGGAAGUGGAUUCUGUCAGACGCAUAAAUCUCCACACAUACAGUAGCCUCAACUUUUUCUAUGAGGGUAUUGCAGAUCAACCUCUUGAUUAUACUUUACCUUCAAUAUGGAACAAGUUGGUUACGUCUUCAAGCUUGCUCCAUAGGACCAAAAUGGUGGUAGAGUUUAAUAGAAACAAUAAAUGGAGGAAGAGGGGCAUUUCUCAAAUACCAAUUGUGCAUGAAGUGACAUUAAGACCGACUCCGGGAAAAGUCAGUAUUUUACAUGAUGGUUCUAUUGUUGUUGAGGUCGGUGGGAUUGAGCUUGGCCAGGGGCUUUGGACAAAGGUAAAACAGAUGACUGCAUUUGCUCUCAGCUCAAUACAAUAUGAUAGAGUUGGGGAUUUGUUGGACAAAGUACGGGUCAUACAAUCUGAUACCUUGAGUUUAAUUCAAGGGGGUUUUACUAGUGGGAGCACAACAUCUGAGUCAAGCUGCGAAGCAGUGAGGCUUUGCUGCAAUAUUUUGGUUGAGAGACUUGGGCCUCUCAGGGAAAGAUUGAAGGAGCAAAUGGGUUCUGUUGCAUGGGAGAUGCUCAUUGAUCAGGACUUUCUUCAAAGCAAAGGGAUUUUCUCUCAGCUUUCUUGUCCUUUGACACCACAGCAAAACGGUGUUGUUGAGAGGAAAAAUCAGCACCUUCUUGAUGUGGCACACUUACAAUCUGUAAAUUUAUCAGCAAGUUCAUUAUUUGUCCCUGACCUUAAUUCGAUGAAAUACCUGAACUAUGGUGCUGCAGUAAGUGAGGUGGAGGUAAAUCUUUUGACAGGAGGAACUACGGUUUUGCAAACAGAUAUUAUCUAUGAUUGUGGACAGAGUCUUAACCCUGCUGUGGAUUUAGGACAGAUUGAAGGAGCUUUUGUCCAAGGGCUUGGGUUUUUCAUGCUUGAGGAAUACUUGACAGAUUCAAAUGGAUUAGUGGUUGCAGAAGGCACAUGGACAUAUAAGAUUCCUACACUUGACACAAUACCCAAAAAUUUCAACGUUGAAGUACUGAACACUGGACGUCACCAAAAACGUGUUCUCUCUUCAAAAGCUUCAGGUGAGCCCCCAUUACUUCUAGCAGCAUCUGUUCACUGUGCUACGAGAGCAGCUAUUAAAGAAGCCAGAAAACAGCUUGUGUCUUGGAGCGGCCAAGAUGGGUCUACAACAAAUGCAACAAUAUUUGAGCUGGAGGUUCCCGCUACCAUGCCUGUUGUAAAGGGCCUCUGUGGGCUAGAAAGCGUGGAGAGGUACUUGGAAUGGAUAAUUGGCACAAAGUAGUAGUGAAGAAGGAUGUAGUUGUGGAGCUGUUUGCCUCUGCGUUGUAAGAUUGUUAGCAUGCAUAUCAUGUAAUAAAAUUAAGCGAUAACACUCAUGCUGAAAGUAUGAGCUCCAUUUUAUUGUAUGAUAGGGGUGCGAAAUGUUUAUGUUUGUUUUGAUUGGGAGUGUAAGAAGAGAAUAGUCCUCGGAGCAAUGUAAAUUCAAAAAAAAAAAAAAAAAAAGGAAAAUUCCACACACCAUAUUACCAUCCUACUUUCAUCCCACUAAGUAUGAUGUGGCUCAUUUAUCACUAUUAGAUGAUAAAUAAAAUGAAAAUAGGAUAAGAGUGUGGCAUUACUCAUAAAGAAAAAAAAAUUCGAGUACUUAUUUUGUGUAUUGUUAUGCUUAUUGGAAGGAAAGCUUGUAAUAAAUCCUUGACUUUGUAGAAUAAUCUUGGGUAGAAAUGCAUUUAUAUCUUAUUGGAAUCAAUGCCCUAAGACUCCAAUUUGAGUUAUAUUUUGUAAUAAUAUUUUAUUUAAUAAAUAUUUAUUAUUAUAUUAAAAU